ACGAUAUUACUCCAAAACCUGAAAGUACCCAGAAUCAAACUCUUGUGUUAAACCUAAUUGGGAGAGAAAAAUAAAUAAAUAAAUAAAAUAAAAUAAACGAUUUUUAUUUAUCAGUUUGUGUGUGCGCGAAGGGGGAGUACAAAUUUACAGACACAUAUCAGUUGACAAAUCAUAGCGCCUACUGCUCAUGACGGUCAGCCGCGUUAACCAAUCCGCGCCGCGAAUUUGCUCCGCGUCACAAAAGAGUCGUCCAAUCGCGAGCGUCCGGAGGCGGGCUCUCGCGGAGCAGGAGUUCCCUCUAGCUGUGGGUAGAGGAUUAAUGUUAAUGGUGGGCUCUCACUGUCGAAUUAUGAGAGGAAGAAAGGUGUAAUUCCGAGGGUUAAUCGAUGCCGAAUGUACCUGAACAAAGUUUGGAUAAACAGCAGUGACGAUUUUUAAGGAUAACAGAACGGAUUUGUGGCGUUAAUUGUUUCUGGAGUUGGAGAAAAAAAAACAACACACACACACACAUAUAUAUAAGGUGUGUGUGUGUGUCGCGGAAUAAGAGGGAAAGUGGAAACGGCCUGCCUCGGUUCAGAGAGGAACUGAGGGGGAGCGAAAGGACAGAAAAGAGGAAGAUUGCAAAGACAAGAUUGUAGUCAAGUGGCCUCGACGGAUCGGACUGUACUGGCGGAGAUUGCAGCCACUGCACGCUCUGUUUAUAGCCUGUUUUGCUUUGCUAGCUAGCGCUUGCUCGCUAGCUAGCUAGCUAGCUGACAGCCACAGGCUAACUAGCAUAACUGACUAGCAUAACUAACUGGGCAACUGACCGAAUUCUCCACGGUGAAUGAGUGGGUCUCUGAGUUAUGGUUAUAAAUAGCUAGCUGAGCCAAGCUAGUGCGCGCGCCGGAAAUCAGGAAUCGACUCGUAUGUUGAAGUCGGGAUCAGAGGUCUGAGGUGUGAGAAGAGCCGAACUGAGGGAUUUCCUUCUCCUUCCUUCCUUCCUUCCUUCCUUCCUUCCUUCUUUCCUGACCCCCAGCCUGCAGUCAUGGGCAACGCGCCCACCGCCAAGAACAAGGGCAGCGAGAUGGAGAGCGUGAAGGAGUUUCUCGCCAAAGCCAAAGAAGAUUUCCUUAAGAAAUGGGAGAAUCCGGCACAGAACACCGCGUCUCUGGACCAGUUCGAGAGGCUGAAGACGCUGGGCACGGGCUCCUUCGGGCGAGUCAUGCUGGUCAAGCACAAAGAAUCGGGACAGCACUUCGCCAUGAAGAUCCUCGACAAACAGAAGGUGGUCAAGCUGAAACAGAUAGAACACACACUGAACGAGAAACGCAUCCUGCAGGCUGUUAGCUUCCCCUUCCUCGUCCGGCUGGAGCACUCCUUCAAGGACAACACUAACCUGUAUAUGGUGAUGGAGUAUGUUCCAGGAGGGGAGAUGUUCUCUCAUCUGAGGAGAAUCGGCAGGUUCAGUGAGCCUCAUGCUCGCUUUUACGCCGCGCAGAUAGUCCUGACGUUUGAAUACCUUCACUCGCUCGACCUCAUUUACCGAGAUCUUAAGCCUGAGAACCUGCUCAUCGAUCAGCAGGGCUAUAUACAGGUUACAGAUUUUGGCUUUGCCAAGCGUGUAAAGGGCCGGACCUGGACACUGUGCGGAACUCCAGAGUACCUGGCUCCAGAAAUUAUCCUCAGUAAAGGCUACAAUAAAGCGGUGGACUGGUGGGCUCUGGGCGUGCUGAUUUACGAGAUGGCUGCCGGAUAUCCCCCGUUCUUCGCUGACCAGCCCAUUCAGAUCUACGAGAAGAUCGUCUCAGGCAAGGUGCGCUUCCCCUCCCACUUCAGCUCAGACCUGAAGGACCUGCUGAGGAACCUGCUCCAGGUGGACCUGACCAAGCGCUUCGGCAACCUCAAGAACGGCGUCAACGACAUCAAGGGUCACAAGUGGUUCGCCACCACCGACUGGAUCGCCAUCUAUCAGAGGAAGGUCGAAGCCCCCUUCAUCCCGAAGUGCAAAGGUCCGGGCGACACCAGCAACUUCGACGACUACGAGGAAGAGGAAAUCCGGGUGUCCUUCUCGGAAAAAUGCGCAAAGGAGUUUGCAGAGUUCUAGAUCCAGCCUGGAGAGGCGGAGGGAGAGAGCGACGGAGCGAUGUGGAGGGCGGGGCAGCAGAGAGAGAGAGAGAUGAAGAUAAAGAUAGAGUGAAUGAGAGAGAGAGAGAGAGAGAUGAUGAUGAUGAUGGACUGGACUUGAGUCUGUAUUCAGUAAACAACAAGAACAACAACAAUGUAGAGCCCCCCUUCUUCUGUAUACACACACACACACACAUUAUUAUACACACACACACACACACAAAAGAGAGAGGAGGAGGCGGGGUUUAAAAAAAGUGUCCCAAGAAAGUCAGCAGUGUUGCCUUUCGAGAUCGUUCAUCACUUAUUGUUCUUGUUAGAGUUAUAAUUAUAUUUAUCCAUUUUCAUUUCCUCUCAGAGUCGUAACGAGGGUCAUCUGGGUCGAGGGGUGGUCGGUUCUUUGUGUUUCUCUCUCUCUCUCUCUCUCUUUCUCUCUCUCUCACUCACACACACACACACACACACACACACACACACACACACACACACAGCUUCAUCCCUGGUACUGAAUCAAAGUGCAUCCAUCAUAGCAGUUUUUUUUUUGUUUGUUUGUUUCUUUUUUUUCUUUUUUUUUCUUUUUUUUUUUUUACGUCUCUUUCUUUCUCUCACACACACACACACACUCUGCUCUGUUGUCUUGCUUCCCUGUUUUGAAUUUUUUUUUAUUUUAUUUACCCUUUUGCAUCUUCCCAUCCCAAAUCUGUCCAGGCAAUGCCGAGACGGCGAGCAGGUGUUUUGCUGGAGUUGAAGGGAGCCAUUUUUUGUUUUUUCCUCCCCGUAGUGUGGAAAUCAUCACAGAAUCCUCGUUCUUGUUCUCAGAGCCGGGUUCAGGAAGUGUCCUCCUGCUUGCCCGUCCCUCAUUUACAUCUAAUACGUCUUAACCCCAAGUGAGGGGUGAAUACGCCCUAGGGUACCACCUGGUUGGUCAGUGUCAGCUGUCUGGAGUCAUUACUGAGUAGUUAUUAGUGAUGAAAAUCCUCUGGAUAACCAAGAAGUUGUCACUGGUUUCGAGCUGUAACGAGAAACGAGUAACGUCUUGAAGGAUUCGUCUUUUUUAUUUUUUUUUAAGCGCUCAAGCUGACAGAGUUCCCCUUCUCUGCUGAAACUUUGCUGUAUAAAAGGGGCGGAGCUUUAGCGGUUUUGUCCGAGCUGGCUGCUUUGCUGAUUUCUGAGCCGGAAACGAUGUGAACUAGACGGAUAUCACUACGUCGUCUGAAACGAUCGGACUGUAAUAUAAUCGAACCUACGUAUCAUGUUAAAAACCAGGGCUUUCUGAGAAGCGCUCUUUCACAAGGAAGCAGUUUGCCCUCUUCCACAUACUUGAGCACACCGAUGCUCGUGAUUGGUUUGUGUCUCUGUGAUUGACAGAACAGAGAGAGAGAGAGAGAGUAUGCCCGUCCCACCCAGAGAGAGAGAGAGAGAGAGAGAGAGAGAGUAUGCCCGUCCCACCCAGACAGAGAGAGAGUAUGCCCGUCCCACCCAGAGAGCGAGCGAGAGAGAGAGGGAGAGUAUGCCCGUCCCACCCAGAGAGAGAGAGAGAGAGAAAGAAAGAGUAUGCCUGUCCCACCCAGACAGAGAGAGAGAGAGAGAGAGAGAGAGAGAGAGAGAGAUUGUAUGCCCGUCCCACCCAGACAGAGAGAGAGUAUGCCCGUCCCGCCCAGACAGACAGACAGACAGACAGACAGAGAGAGAGAGAGAGAGAGAGAGAGAGAGAGAGAGUAUGCCCGUCCCACCCAGACAGAGAGAGAGAGAGAGAGAGAGCGAGAGAGUAUGCCUGUCCCAGCCAGACAGAGAGAGAGCUUCUUCCACUUUUUGAGUCUCUCGCUCCCAGCCGCUGAUGGCUGCGUCAUUGUCGGGAUUCGAACUCCCACCUCCGAAUGGGAUGUGAAAGUAAUCGUCCCGGUUGAAGAGAGAAACGGCGUGUCAUUUUUGUCUCGUUUGUACGUGUUGCAUAGUUUUUCUGCUUCAUAAGCCUCAUGAUUCAAAUAACGACUUCUGGUUGAGGGUACAAAAAAGCAAAGUCGGAAGGAAGGGUGUGUGUGUGUGUGUGUGUGUGUGUGUGUGUGUGUGUGUGUGUGUGUGUGUGUGUGUAGGACGGACCUUCAGCGAGAGUUCUUCAUCUUUAACCCGAGAGAUGAUCUAAACGGGUCUCCGUGACGCUCCGACACGCGCAGCUGGUUUUAAUCUCUGCCUCGAUUCGUUUUGCGUCGGCCGGUUCGGAUUCUCACCGUCGCAUCCAGGAUGGUCACAUGAUUUGUUUGUUUGUUUGUUUUUUUUUGUUUUUUUUUUUUAAACACAAAAGUCUAGAAAAGAACGUCUGAGGAAAAGCUCUGUAGCGUUUUCUCAGUUGUGCCGCACGUGAGCCGAUCGUGGUUCUCGAUGAAGUCGUACGCUUGUGGAACAUCGCAAACUGUAGGUUUUAGAGCGCUUCCUUCAAGAAAAUAAACAAACCGCUUCAGUUCGUUUCACUGUCAAUUCCACUUUAUUUAACCACCUCAGUUUUGUGUUGUGUUUUUCCCCGCCUAGAAUUUCCUUCUUCCCUUCCUUCCUUCUUUCUUUCAUUGUUUAUUUUUGUUUGUUUGUUUGUUUGUUUGUUUUAAAUGCCAUAAAAUGGAUGUCCAUAUGAGAAACGGCUCCACUGCUAUGCUUUGUAUACUCGCGUGCUGGAAAUAAAAACGGACGCUCGUUGACGUGCGCGUGGCGUCGUUUCUAUCCGCGCUCGGGCCGCGGGGAUAAUACUUCGGAUUUUCACGAGGCAGAGGCCGUACCCCGCCCGAGCCGACGUUCCUUGAAGUAAAACCGAUCCAGGAUCGGUUCUGGGGCCGUUCGUAUCCCGACGCGGGUUGUGGAAAGUUCCGGAGCUGGUCCGAGAUAUCCGGGGGCGGCUUCUCCGCCGGCGUUUUCGCACACGUGAUGAAGAAAAGCAGCGUUUUCCAGCAACCAAAGAUCUAAACGCGUCUCCGACCGCCCCGCUAACAAGAGCGAGAAUACACGAACAAGCGACCGUUUAGCGCGGUUCUCCCGGCGCACUCGCCCUCUCUGGGUCCUCUUCGUUCUCUCGCGACGGAAUGAAAAAUUCGAAGGUAAAACACGCUCAGUCACACGCCUCUCCAUCUCCUCCUCUCCUCCUCCUCACCUUCAUUACAUCAUCGAUCGGCUUCUCGUGCAUCGAGUCCACGCGUCAGUUUGCCUUCGUACACGUCCGCGUCCCGACACUCUUCUAGUUCCUUUUUAAAAUCACAGCCAUGAAAAGAGAAGAGAAUAAAUAAAUAAACACCACCACCAUUUGUUGAUUUUUACUUUUUCUUUAUUUUCUUUAUUUGGUCAUAUUUUCUAAGUGUAUUUUCAAUAACGAGAAACUCUUUUCCUCCCGACGCGGGUAUGGUGAUGGUGUGGUCUAAUUGUACCUUUUUUCGGGAAACAAUACUGUAUAUUCUUCUGCCUUUAACAGUCUUAAUUAUUUUACCUUCUGGAGAACUUGAUGGAAGAACAACCCUGUAAGACACAUGGAGUAUGUUUAAAAAAAAAAAAAAUUUAAAAAUGAAAAAAAAUAAAAAAGCCAAAAAAUAAUAAAAUAAUAAUAAUAAAAAAAUACACAGAAUAAUAUUUUGCAACAUGUAUCAUUCCAAUAAAGUUUUAAUUGUUAAAAUGA
This is a messenger RNA of Ictalurus furcatus (blue catfish), 5755 nucleotides long. RefSeq names its product protein kinase, cAMP-dependent, catalytic, alpha, genome duplicate a (gene prkacaa). NCBI's taxonomy places the organism in Eukaryota, Metazoa, Chordata, Actinopteri, Siluriformes, Ictaluridae. Bases 1028 to 2086 code for a protein of 352 amino acids. The transcript has 10 exons. Gene Ontology annotation, biological process: peptidyl-serine phosphorylation. Gene Ontology annotation, cellular component: cAMP-dependent protein kinase complex; nucleus. The record is from RefSeq and is a predicted model, not a curated record. Gene Ontology annotation, molecular function: protein kinase A regulatory subunit binding; cAMP-dependent protein kinase activity; ATP binding.